This is a messenger RNA of Rhodotorula toruloides NP11, 2400 nucleotides long. RefSeq lists its product as uncharacterized. The transcript has 7 exons. NCBI's taxonomy places the organism in Eukaryota, Fungi, Basidiomycota, Microbotryomycetes, Sporidiobolales, Sporidiobolaceae. The coding region runs from base 1 to 2400 and encodes 799 amino acids. The record is from RefSeq and is a predicted model, not a curated record.
AUGCAGCACCCGCAUAACAUACCGCGCAGACACGAGCGGCGCGACGAGGUCAAGAUCACGAUCCGGCCAGACCUGCCGCCAGAGCGGUCCAUGUCACCUCUGCCGUCCUCGCCGUCCGCGCGAGAGUCUGGGCCACCGCUCAACCCAGCUCUCGGCUUCCGUCCAGUCGGUUCGUCUCUCGCUCGACCUGCGCACCGCUCGACACCGUCUGCGACUGUCCGCCCUUCAUCGAUCGAGCGAUGGAAGGCGACUGUGGCAGCCCAGGUUUCGGCGAUCCAGCGGGAAGGCUGGAGGAAAGGUCUUUUUGGACGAGCGAGGCUAUCGAGAGCGGCAGGCGGAGGCGUCGAGACGACGCUGAAGCGAGCGGGACAAGGUUUGGCGCGUCUUUUAGUUGCGCAGUCCGACCCGUUAUCGCCCAAGCCGCACCUACACGGCGACUCGGACCUUGCGGUCCCUCCAAGUCCAGGUCUGGGACGAACGGGACGGAUACCGACGCUCAGUCGGCUAGGCCAGCUGGUCGUCCUCGUCCUCUUCGUUCUCGGCGUUCGGGAAGUCCUGCAUACGGCGUUCGGCACAUCUCGGCCCUUCCAGUCAGUACGGGUGAGGGGACGACAUCCUCGAAGCGUUCUCUCCGACGUCGCGCCGCCCAAGUCUCGCUACGCGACGUCUGUCCCUGGCAUGGAGCGCCACUGGUUUGCGGACCAGUCGUCCCUCGAUCCUUACUCGGACGCGAAGACCGUCGGCGACACGACUGCGAUCGUCCUGCAUUGGAAGCGGACGGAGAACGUCGCCGUGAUCCUCGCCCACCUCUGCCAGUACUCCUUCUUCGACUCGGUCUUCGUCUGGAACAACAACCCAGACAUUCGCCUCACGCAGCAGACCUUCGCCAAAUCCGGUUGCGCGCCCUCUAAACUCCGCAUCUACAAUUCACCUCGCAACAUGCUCUUCGUCGCACGCUACCUCGCCUGUCUCCAGUCCUCCACACCGCACUGCUUCUUCCAGGACGACGACUGGGUCGUCCAGCCUCUCCGCGCCAUGUACGCCCAGUUCAGCCGAGAUCCGGAGGGUCCAGUCGUCGUGCACACGAACGAGGAGGUUGCUGCUCUGUAUGGGCUAGAGUGGUGCUUUUUCAACAACCCCCUCCACACCUGCUUCUCCUGGGUCGGCACUGGCGCUUUCACCUCUCGUCAACACGUCGAGCGGUUCAUGCGCCUCACGAGCGAGCUCGCCUACUCGCGCGACGAGCUCGGCCAUGCCGACAACUCGUUCACACUGUUCCAGAACGAGCCGCCUUACGUCUUGACGAGCAAGCUGAGCCAGUUGCCGAGUCCGUACGGACACAGCGAUGGCGAGGGUAUCGCGCGCAACAAGGCUUUCAUCCACAAAGGCCUCGUCCGCCUCUCGUCGUAUCUCAACACCUCCUUUCCUCCACCUCCCUCUCCCGACACGCCUCUCACGAACGUUCGUACCAUCUCGCCUGUCCCCUACCGGCCAUCCCUACCAGAGCCGCUCUCGCCUCAUCCCUACGCCCACCACGCCCGCUCCCUCUGUCUUCCCUCCGACUCCUGCAUCUUCCACACCAACAUCGCCCUCCUCCCACCGCCCGAUGCGACGCCCUAUCCAGGUCCUGAGCGAGUUGGCAGCCUGCAGAGAUGGGAGGAGCAUCUUGGAUGGGUUGCGAGGGGAUGGAUCGAGGGGGAGGAGCUGUGGAGGGAGGAGGAGACGUGGGCGCGGGAAUGGGCUUACCAGUUUGCGGUUGAUGGGGACGAGAAGACUGCGUUCCGGUCGCCGGAUGUCGUUCGUGCUGGCGACUACAUCGCUCUAUCGCUUCUCGCGCCGCUCGAUGCAGCUUGGACGCCGACAGUCAAGCUGAACAUCAUCCUCGAGGAUGCGGUCAAGGUGUUGAGCAGCGGCAAGAUCCGUGUCGAAGUGAGCGUCGACGGGCAUCACUGGGUCCGCGCACGACAUCCGACUUCGCCGAAUGCCCCGCCCGUCAUCCGCUGUCCUUCGCGCAGCCUCCACCGCUCGCCCCUCAGUCUCCACUCCACCUUGCCGUCGCCCUCUUUCCCCGACUCGAGGCUGAUCUCGCCUCUCGCACGACGGCUCCUCGCAGCCGAACAAGCCGCCGAGGCUAGCUCAGGCGUCGUCCAGCGUUGGUGGCAGCGGACAAAGCGACGACGGGCGAGCGGCGUCCGCGAAUGCGAGGUCUCGGUCUCGGCGGCGUUACCCUCGUCUUCCGCGCCGGCAAAGGACGGCGGCCUCGAGCCUGGGUGGCGGUUCGUGAGGUUGCUGGCGGUGAGCAACGCGGCGAAGGAAGAGAAAGGAGCGGACGGGGACGAGCUGCUCGAUGUCGGCUGGGGCGUGUACGAGAUGUGGCUCGUUGCGGAGAAGGUCACGUAG